Paramecium sonneborni is the source of this 1375-nucleotide messenger RNA. Lineage: Eukaryota; Ciliophora; Oligohymenophorea; Peniculida; Parameciidae. The record is from the annotation of a GenBank genome assembly.
AUGAAAAUUUUUAAUGAUACAAUAUAAGAUUAUAUUGAAAAGCAUUCUGAAAUUACAAAGAUGAUAGAUUUAAAUGUUCUUUCUUAAAAACCUGGAUUUAAGAUAGAAUAAUUCAAUAACCUUAUAUAUAUAGGUUAAAUGUUGGAUGGAAAGAAGCAUGGAACAGGUAAAAGUAAUUAAAAUUUUGAUAGGUAUUUUAAAAGUAGUUGGUUCAUAUUAAAUUUAUAUUGGAGAAUGGAAAGAAGAUUAAAAAUCAGGUUAAGGUUAUGAAAAAUUUUCAAAUGGAGCUAAAUAUUAUGGUAGUUAUGAGAAUAAUAAAUAAAAUGGAUAUGGUGAAUAUUUUUGGGUUAACGGUGAACAUUAUAAAGGGAAUUGGAUAGAUGGUAAAAGAAGUGGUUAUGGGGAGUGGAUAAGUUCAAAUUAAUAUUAUAAAGGAGAAUGGAAUAAUGAUUAUGUAGAAGGUAAAGGUGUUUAUUAAUCUGAAAAAGGUAGUUAAGAUUAUAAACUUAGGUGAUUUAUAUACAGGAAAUUUUUAGGCAUCUAUAAAACAUGGAAUGGGAGAAGAAUUGUUUGCAAAUGGAGAUUUAUUUAGAGGGAAUUUUAUUAAUGGUAAACCAGAAGGUUAUGGGGAAUACUUUUGGAAAUGUGGUAGUUUUUAUAAGGGUAACAAAUAUUAUAAGAUUUAUUAGGUUAUUUUUAAAAUGGUAUGAGACAUGGUCAUGGUUUAUGGUAAUCAUCAAAUUAAACUUUAUGUGAAAAAUAUGUUGGGGCCUAUUAAUUUGAUAAAAAAUAAGGAUAUGGAGAAUUUACAUUUAUAAAUGGAACUAUUUAUAAAGGUUGGUUUUACGAUAAUCAUAGAUAGGGAUUUGGAGAAAUGUUUUAAAAAGGAAUCGCAAUUUAUUAAGGAGAUUGGGAGAAGGAUAAAUAUAUUGAAAAAUCUAUAUUAAACUUUUAAUAGAAAUUAAAAACUUUAGAUAACUCUGCUCAAUAUCCAAAGUAUACCAAUGCUGAUGAAAUUAAAGAAUUAGAAGAUGAAUCUAAUAUAUCAGAGGAUUAAGGCACACUUUAAAAUAGUUUGAUUAUACCCAAAAAAUAAAAAGAAAAAUUCAGAUUAGCUACUUUAAAUUUAGAUAAUAAAACUAUUUCUCAUCGUAUAUCCCCAAUGAAAGAAAGCUUAAAAUUACCUUAAAGCUCUAUUUCAUCCAAAAAAAGGGUUUAAUCAUAAAAUUAAUGCAAGAAAACAAUAAUUUAAUACAAUAAAAAUAGAGCAAUUUCUACAUAAAUCAAACUCUAAAAAAUUAAUCAACAACCAGAUUAAAAUUGGUAAUAUUCUACAAAAAAAAAAGGAAAAAUAAAAUUGGAAAAAUUGAAAUGA